Molecule: messenger RNA, 186 nt
Organism: Eremothecium gossypii ATCC 10895
Lineage: Eukaryota; Fungi; Ascomycota; Saccharomycetes; Saccharomycetales; Saccharomycetaceae
Gene: COX7
Product: cytochrome c oxidase subunit VII
Exons: 1
Coding region: 1-186 (61 amino acids)
Biological process (GO): mitochondrial electron transport, cytochrome c to oxygen
Cellular component (GO): mitochondrion
Source: RefSeq, marked provisional
AUGGCCGUCAACAAGGUUAUCCAGUACCAGAAAAUGUUCCAGGCUUCUACCAAGCCUUUGUGGAAGAGACACCCAAGAUCCAACUUCUACCUCUACCCAUUCUACGGUCUUUUCGCGCUAUCGCUCCUCGUCCCUAUCGCGCACAUUCCAAAUGCCAUCAUGGGGAUCAAGGCCAAGAGAUCAUAA